GGAUAAUGUCUGAGAAAUUAAUAGAAUUAGUUAGGAAAUACCCAUGCUUAUACAAUACGAAGGAUAUUUCUUAUAAAAAUGUAACAAUUAAGAUAAAAUGCUGGGAACAAAUCGGAAAAGAGAUUAAUGAAACUGGUGAAUCCGCCAGAAAAAAAUGGAAGAGCUUGAGAGACAACUACAUGAGAUACAAAAAAGAAGUUGCAGGUACUACAGGACAAGCUACAAAAAAAUUUAAAAAAUGGCCUUGGGCUUCCCAGUUACAGUUCCUUGAUUCAACUCUGACAGAUCGAGAACGAUCUUCAAACGUUCGAGAACCUACACCGGAACCAUCGUCAGAUAUAGCAACUCCAUCGCCAGAGAUACAAUUACCAGAGACGCCUCAAUCAGAGACAUCUCCACCACAGAUACGCUCGCCAGAGAUACCUCUGCCAGGGACGCCUCAUGCAAACUCUAUAAAUUGUUCACGAACUAAAAAAAUUAUUAAAACUGACAGUGAGAUGGAUAAAGUUACAAAUUUUUUACAAAAUAGAAAAAAACAAGAGUAUGAUGCCAUAGACCACCUAUUCCAAAGUUAUGUCCAAACAUUUAAAAGUUUUUCCAAACACAAGCAGAUAAAAGCCAAGGUAGAACUAGCCAAGUUAUUUGCAAGCAUAGAAGCAGAGGAACUGCAAGAAGACGUUCAGAUAUUGAGCAAUUCACCACAUUGUUCUAUUAUAAGCACAGAAGACUCCGUCGCCUAUGAAGUGCCUAUUCUACAUGAGACUAAUUUUGGAGCAUCGACAUCUUCAAUUGAAUUUCAUAAUGAUAACGCACUAAACAUGUAUUUAAAAAAAUAAAUAUUUCUUACUUUAGACAGAUUACAAGUAUUUCUCUUGUAGAAAUAGGCGUCCUCCAGUUUGUGGUGCAUUUGCUUAUUUUAGGGAUGAGCAGGUCAUGUAGUUCUUCGAAUAAAACUUGAGACAUACGAAAGUAUGUAAAAAAACGAUCUUCAUGUGAUGCAAGCUCGCGACACAACCGAUGAUAUUCUCCUAAAUCAUUUCUCUUUUUAUUAAUGUCGUGCACCCAUACUCU
Molecule: messenger RNA, 1071 nt
Organism: Bombyx mandarina (wild silkworm)
Lineage: Eukaryota; Metazoa; Arthropoda; Insecta; Lepidoptera; Bombycidae
Biological process (GO): regulation of transcription by RNA polymerase II
Cellular component (GO): nucleus; transcription regulator complex
Source: RefSeq, a predicted model, not a curated record